Messenger RNA from Serpula lacrymans var. lacrymans S7.9, 534 nucleotides. RefSeq lists its product as uncharacterized. The record is from RefSeq and is a predicted model, not a curated record. Lineage: Eukaryota; Fungi; Basidiomycota; Agaricomycetes; Boletales; Serpulaceae. The transcript has a single exon. Bases 1 to 534 code for a protein of 177 amino acids.
AUGUCUCAUCGGCCCUGGGCAAAGCCAGCUGGCCGGUUGGCUAUGGACUUCUACUUCAAGGCCUGCCAUGCUCGUGAGGAAAUCAAGCGGCUCAAUAUUGAGAUUCACCAAGUUGCCACCUACCUGAGGGAUGAAGAUAAGUAUCUGCAAAUAUGUGAAGAACAGAUUUGUCCAGCAAGUCCUGCUCUAGCCUACCAAAUACGCAUUCAUUACAUAAAACAGGGCUGUUUAAAUGCACAUCAUGUACUCCAUCUACUAGACAUUGUCAAGCUCCCGGGGUUCAGCGGUAUGAUAGUACCAGGGGAAAGAACACAAACAGGAGUAGGUGAGAGUAGAAGUAUUCCUAUGGCAAAGCUACCUUCAUUACUUGUACCUGUCUCUCAUUCCCCUUGGGUUGGACAGCCAAGUGAAGACAACAUAUGCAAACAAAGGGAUAGCCCAGAGGACCUAGAAGAAGAGGAAGAGGAAGACGAACAUGUUGAGGAGGCCUCUGAAGCGGUACUAGGCAUUUUGGAGGUAUCUGAGGACACUUAG